Messenger RNA from Nilaparvata lugens (brown planthopper), 541 nucleotides. Its product is annotated as superoxide dismutase [Mn], mitochondrial-like. The record is from RefSeq and is a predicted model, not a curated record. Gene Ontology annotation, cellular component: mitochondrion. Gene Ontology annotation, biological process: superoxide metabolic process. Gene Ontology annotation, molecular function: metal ion binding; superoxide dismutase activity. NCBI's taxonomy places the organism in Eukaryota, Metazoa, Arthropoda, Insecta, Hemiptera, Delphacidae.
AUGAUGUGAGUACAAUAAUUGCACAACCAGGUCUGAGAUUCAAUGGCGGCGGACAUAUUAACCUCAUUUUCUGGAAAAAUCUCUCAGCCCAACGCCAGCAAUUGCAAGGUGAGCUGUGUGACCUGGUGGUGCAGUCGUUUGGAUCGGUGGCUGACAUGCAAGAGUUGGCGACGGCAGCCAAUGGCGUGCAAGGAUCGGGGUCGUGGCUAGGCUACAACAAGGCCACUGGCUGUCUCGAGAUUGCACCACACCCAACCAGGACCCUGCUUGCAACCAAAGGUCUCCACCCGCUGUUUGGCAUCGACGUGUGGGAGCAUGCCUACUACCUGCAGUACCUGAACGUGAGGGCCGACUACACCAAGGCAAUCUUCGACAUCGUCAACUGGGAUGACGUCAACGAACGCUACCUGGACGCCAAGUGCGACAUCUCGCGGUGAAAUUAGCAACUAACCAGUCUCAGUUUAAAUAGCACCUGUCGAAAUUCCGUUGUUCAUAUUUUACCAUCAUUGUUUGUUUCUCUGUUUAAAAAAUCACCAUCGUU